AUGCCUACUCUCAAAGCUCCUGCUGGUCACUUCACCAUCCUCUAUUUCGCAUCUGCAAGUUCAUACACAUCCAAGAACAAUGAAAGUUUGCCUGCCCCCUUACCACUUUCGAAGCUGUUCGACACACUCGACGAGAAGUAUAAUGGGAUGAAGGCCAAGGUGCUAGCGAGCUGUCUUGUCACUGUCAAUCUCGAAUAUGUCGAUAUUCCCGAGGACUGUGCGAGCGAACCUGUCAUAAAAGAGGGCGAUGAGGUUGCUAUCAUCCCGCCUACCUUGGUGGGCCGACUUGACCUCAAUAUAUCAGCCCUAGGCCUCUCAUUUGCCUCCACCGAUGUCCCUCGCCGACGCUUCUUCAUUGCAAACCAGCAGUGGUAUCCUUGGUUGAGGGAGGCAUGCGGAUGUGGGGAUAGAUCAGAGGCCAGACAGAUCUGGGUGAAAGCAAUGAGAAGAUCCGAAUGCAAGGAUCCGAGCUGGCAGAUGUAG
Molecule: messenger RNA, 483 nt
Organism: Lachnellula hyalina
Lineage: Eukaryota; Fungi; Ascomycota; Leotiomycetes; Helotiales; Lachnaceae
Gene: cnxG
Product: Molybdopterin synthase sulfur carrier subunit
Exons: 2
Coding region: 1-483 (160 amino acids)
Biological process (GO): Mo-molybdopterin cofactor biosynthetic process
Cellular component (GO): cytosol
Source: RefSeq, a predicted model, not a curated record